UUUUUCUCUAAACACAAAAAAAUCAUUUUUUUCGUUACCUUUUCAAUUCUCAUAAAUUUAUUUCCUUUUCCCCCCGUUAUUUUUUAUUUGUAUUUCAAAUGAGCGAGUUUUCAAAAAAUGAGCCCGAGAUUCCUGCACCCAAGCUGCACUACCACCAUACCGAACGCACGCACCUCUGUACACCCCUACUUCCGCAGCUCUUUGACGAAAACAACCCACGCAUUAAGCGCGACAUCGUUCGAAUAGUAGCGCAAUACUUAGACACGCUCGGCUACACCUCGACAAAAGUGACUCUAUACGACGAGGCCAACGUCAAACAGCACCAGGAAAACAAUUACAUCUCCGACGUUGUCCGCCUGCGCUCAGCCAUCCUCGACGGAGAAUGGACCGAGGUGGAUAGAAUUUGCCAGGCAGGAUCACUCAAGGACAAGAAGCAUAUUUUGUACAAAGUGUAUAAGCAGCAGUACUUGGAACUCAUAGACGAUAAUGAGGUGCAAAAGGCGUUCACGACGCUGAAUAAGCACUUGAAACCAUUGGAGGCCCAGCAAUCGUGCCAGGGCGAGUUCCGCGACCUGUGCUAUCUCUUGACUGCAAAGUCUAUCCAGGACGCACCGGCUUUUCACGACUGGGAUGGUAUUGCGUCGUCAAGGGAGAAGCUGGCGGAGUAUUUACAGAGUAUUCUCGAGUUUGAAAUCAUUGGACGCGAGAGCGAGCCCCAACACCUUCGGCCGAAUAGGCUUAUAACCAUGCUGCGCCAGGCCGUGGCGUACCAGAUUGAGUCGUGUCAGUACCAUGCUGAGGCCAUCCCCUCGGUGACCUCGCUGUUGAACGACUAUGCGCCUGUGGUUGUGCCCAAUUCGGAGCAGGCAUCGUUUGUUGGUCACCUGGGCAAUGUAAAGUGCACAGCGUAUGUGGGUGCCAGCGGCAAGUAUGUGGCAUCGGGAUCCAGCGACAACAGUAUCCGCAUUUGGGAUUCAUCCACGGCAGCCUGCCUUGCUGUGCUCCGCGGGCACACAUCUAGGAUUUGGGAUAUUUGCUCCGACCGGUCCGGCACCACCCUAUUUAGCGCCUCGGGUGAUGGCACCGUACGCAUCUGGGAUAUCCGUGAUCUGCAUAAGCCGCAGUGUACCCAGAUAGUCCAGCCCGAUGGCGGCGGCGACAUCUACAGCGUGAGCCUCAAUCCGCUGGAAUCUCACCUGGUGAUUGCUGGAUAUGACCGCACAAUAAGGCUGUAUGACCGGGUUACUGGCCGUAUGGUACAGACCUUCCAGGGCCACGAGCUUUCCGUCGCUCAUGCCGUUACCAACCCCCUGGGCAAUUUGGUUAUCUCGGGGUCAAAGGAUCAGACCAUCCGGUUCUGGGACAUGAUGUCGGGAUCAUGCGUCAAGAGCUUGCGCAGCCACUUGGGCGAGGUCACAUCCGUGGCCACGAGUGACUCGGGGAUGCUCCUAUUGUCGUCAUCAAAGGACAACUCUAACAGACUGUGGGACUUGAGGUCUCUGAAGAGACUGUGUCGGUAUAAGGGCCACCAAAACACGAGCAAGAACUUUAUUCGCUCGAGCUUUAUUGGCGACUCCCUGGUGGUCGGUGGUAGCGAGGACGGGAUGGUUUAUAUUUGGGACCGCGAAUCAACCAAUAUUGUGCAGAGGUUGUGCGGGCACCAGGGCAUCGUGUAUGAUGCCAAGUGGAACCCCAAGCGCGGCAUCCUUUGCAGCGCUAGCGACGACUGGACGCUGAAAAGCUGGUGGUUCGAUCCAUCGACAACAUCAAUGAAGGAGUGCUAAUAAGCAAAUAAAUUCAUUGUAGAAAAGAAAAAAGAACA
Messenger RNA from Kickxella alabastrina, 1822 nucleotides. RefSeq names its product WD40-repeat-containing domain protein. The transcript has a single exon. Lineage: Eukaryota; Fungi; Kickxellomycota; Kickxellomycetes; Kickxellales; Kickxellaceae. Gene Ontology annotation, molecular function: protein binding. Bases 99 to 1784 code for a protein of 561 amino acids. The record is from RefSeq and is a predicted model, not a curated record. Gene Ontology annotation, biological process: mRNA splicing, via spliceosome.